This is a messenger RNA of Drosophila serrata, 2518 nucleotides long. RefSeq names its product Organic cation transporter 2 (gene Orct2). Gene Ontology annotation, molecular function: transmembrane transporter activity. Gene Ontology annotation, cellular component: membrane. Gene Ontology annotation, biological process: transmembrane transport. The record is from RefSeq and is a predicted model, not a curated record. NCBI's taxonomy places the organism in Eukaryota, Metazoa, Arthropoda, Insecta, Diptera, Drosophilidae.
UGUUUGUUGUUGGUAUCGGUCGGAGAAGUGCCAGUGCCGCUGUGGCUAUAGCUGUGGUUGUUGCCGGUUCUUUUUGCCAACAUAAACAUAUUCCGAGUAUAUGAGCGGGUCGGGUAUACAGCCGGCGGCGGCCCUGUCUGCCUCAGUCACUGCAUUCCCACUCGAUGUUGGCGGUUUUCAGUUGGUCUCAGUUCGGUUUCGCCGGUUCUAGGUGACGCAUCGUCCCCGGGGUCUUGAGUUAUUAGAGUGUCCACAGUGUGUUAUCCAGUUCCCCGUUUGCCUUAGUGGUUCCGCUUCCCUCUUCCACUUUGGCCAGUUUUUUUGGCAACACGUGUUGGCCGAUAAUUGCUGUGAAAGAGAAUUAGAGAGGCCACGCUCUCUCUCUCUCUCUCUCUGUUCUUCUCUCGCUUCGGCUCGGGAGCAAAGUACACGUCAACGGAGGAGCUUGUGGGCAACGGAGGAACUUGGGCUCUGACGAACUGAGUGCGCAGACAUCACGAGAUAGUGCCAAAAAGCGUAGCGUUUCCGAUUUAGUGAUUCACUGUCUCCGCGCAACUCAAAGAAAGCGGUCACCAGCUGUUCGCCGCGCGGCAAGUCUUACGAGUUUCGUACACAAAAUUCCAACGAAAUGGGCUACGACGAGGCCAUCAUCAAGCUGGGCGACUUUGGGCGCUACCAGAAGAUCAUCUACUUCCUCAUCUGUCUGACCUCCAUACCGGUGGCCUUUCACAAGCUGGCCGGAGUGUUCCUGCUGGCCAAGCCCGACUUCCGCUGCGUUCUGCCCUUCGAGAAGGAGGGCAGUGGGUACGAAUUGCCGCCCCACCUGUGGAACCUCUCGUAUCCCCAGGGGGAAACCUGCUCCUACUAUGACGUGGACUACUCGGCGGAAUACCUCAAUGGCAGCAUUCCCCGGAGCAGCAACCGGACCAAAGACUGCUCGCAUUACGUAUACGACCAGAGUACGUACCUAAAUAGUGCCGUCACCGAGUGGAACCUAGUGUGCGGGAGGGGCUUUAUGGCCGCCACCAGCGACUCGCUCUUCAUGCUGGGCGUGCUCCUGGGAAGCAUAGUGUUUGGCCAGCUGAGCGACAAGUAUGGCCGAAAGCCUAUCCUCUUCGCCUCGCUGGUCAUCCAGGUCCUGUUCGGCGUCCUGGCCGGGGUGGCGCCUGAGUACUUCACCUACACGCUGGCCCGUGUUAUGGUCGGCGCCACCACGUCGGGCGUCUUCUUGGUGGCCUACGUCAUCGCCUUGGAAAUGGUGGGCCCAGCCAAGCGCCUCUACGCUGGAAUUUUCGUCAUGAUGUUCUUCUCCGUGGGCUUCAUGCUGACGGCGGCCUUUGCCUACUUUGUCCAUGACUGGCGGUGGCUGCAGAUUGCUCUAACGCUGCCGGGACUCAUCUUCUUGUGCUACUACUGGAUCAUUCCGGAAUCUGGCCGCUGGUUGCUCUCGAAGGGACGGAAGGACUGCGCCAUUGCCAAUAUGCAGAGGGCGGCGCGCUUCAAUAAGGUGCAAAUCUCCAGCGAGGUCUUGAGCGAGCUUCUGGACGAGGGUGAAACGGCCGAGGAUAAGGCCAAGGAGAAGCUGGAGGGUCAGGAGCAGGAGCAGAGGGAUGAGGGACCACCGCCAUCCGUUUGGGAUCUCUUCUGCUACCCGAAUCUCCGGAAGAAGACGCUGCUCAUCUUUCUGGACUGGCUGGUGACCAGUGGCGUCUACUAUGGCCUCUCCUGGAACACCAACAAUCUCGGUGGCAAUCUGCUGCUCAAUUUCGUGAUCUCGGGCGCUGUGGAGAUACCGGCCUACAUAUUUCUCCUCCUGACCUUGAACCGUUGGGGCAGGCGAUCGAUCCUCUGCGGCUGCCUGGUGGUCGCUGGACUCAGUUUGCUGGCCACCGUGAUCAUUCCGACGCAGAUGCACACCCUCGUGGUGGCCUGCGCCAUGCUGGGCAAGCUGGCCAUUACAGCCUCGUAUGGAACCGUGUACAUCUUCUCCGCCGAGCAGUUCCCGACGGUGGUGCGGAAUGUUGCCCUGGGCGCUGCUUCGAUGGUGGCCCGUAUCAGUGGGAUGAUGGCGCCGUUCCUCAACUACCUGGCCACCAUUUGGUUGCCACUCCCGCUGCUCAUCUGCGGAGCCCUAUCCCUGGCAGCGGGUCUGCUCUCGCUCCUGCUGCCCGAGACGCACAACAAGCCCAUGCUGGAGACCAUAGCGGAUGGAGAGCGUUUUGGAAAGAAGACCAAGGGUGAUGUCUACCUGGAGACGGGCCAAGAGCUGCGCCAGACGCCGGAGGCGCAGCCACUCAAGGGAGCCGACAGCAAUGGACACACUUCCAAUGGCCAAAAGUUCUAGGAAAUCUCAAGGAAUGAACCCGCUUGAACUUUUCCAGCGAAAUUAGCGACAGACGAGGGCACACAGGGCAUCUAGAAUUCGGCCAGGCCAAAGGCUGGGCAUUUACCAUAAAAGAUAGACCAAGUAUUAUAUCAUUUCUGAAAUCUCACGUAACCAAAAAAAGAAAAAAAAAAA